Messenger RNA from Gongylonema pulchrum, 339 nucleotides. NCBI's taxonomy places the organism in Eukaryota, Metazoa, Nematoda, Chromadorea, Rhabditida, Gongylonematidae. The record is from the annotation of a GenBank genome assembly.
UGGCUCAAAACUUUUAGCGCUUAUUCCUCUGAAACAAAUGCCAUAUUGGACAACAUGGUAGUUUUCUUGAAAGAUCAUCCAAAAAUGCGCUUUAUGUGGUGUGAAAUUGCAUUUUUCGAACUAUGGUGGUCGGCACAAAAUGACAGUACCAAAACGCUUGUUAAAAAGUUUGUUUCCACUGGUCAGUUGGAAAUUGCAAGCGGCUCUUGGGUGAUGACCGACGAAGCAACACCUUUUUUCCCGUCUACCGUUGAUAAUAUUAUAGAAGGGCAGCAAUUCAUUUACAAUGAACUGGGUAAGAGUUUCAGUCGUCAUGGAUUUCUAGACUUUCUUGUGUGA